GGCAUCAUAUUGGCCUGUGAUGAUUGUCAAAUGUUUAGACAGAGACUCUAAUAUCUAUACUCUUCGGUGACCGAACAUCGCUUUCCAGUUAUCACAUUCGCUUGGCUUGUAGGUGGAACACCAGGACAUUGGUAUUCUUAAUUGUCUAUAAUUUGUUCAUCUAUUUCAGUCGUCUGGACGUUACUGUUCCCGCUAUUCUCACUUCUGAAUCUCAUAUUCGUAUCAACCCUGGCGGCUUGCUUUGUUUCCACUUUGCUACUCAAACUUCAUCGACACUACAGAUGACAAACGGAACAUCACAAACAUCACCGUCGCCAUCCUCACAUAAAGAUGGUUAGGCUUAGGUUGGCUACCUGGCUCCACCCUACCUCUCCCACUCCCCAUCCUGUAAAUACAGACCACAUAAAACAAAAUCUCAGGCCCACAACUGAGAUACCGACAGCCUCAUCAGAGGAAAAAAAACAUCAUCUCCAAAUAUACCAGAGAGAAGAAUCUGGUAUUAAUCUUUCUCACCUUUCCCACACAAAUAACCCCAUCACACCACCUACCCCCCCGCCCAUCAUGGCACCCUCCAAAAUGAUUACUCUCGCGCAGAAGAUCAGCUCCGAGACCGAAAAGGUCGAGGCUUAUUUUCAGGAACACGGUCUACAGACCCCCAACUUCGAUGUGGACGCGCCUAGCGACUUUCCUGAGAUGCCUGAUGACAUCUCUCGAAGCCGCCGCGAGAUCAUUCACGCGACGAAGGAACUUCAGGAUCUCAUGGUCGGUCCUCGAGAAUCUGUGCGAUGGAUGGCCUGGAAUUUCAUGGACACACAGAGCUUGCAGCUCUUGAACCACUAUGAGAUUGCAAAACUUGUUCCCAUCGAUGGAUCAAUCACGCUGUCGGAGCUUCAGACUAAGACUACUCUGGACCCUACCAAUCUCGCACGACUCCUCCGUCAUGGCAUGGUCAACCACCUCUUCCAUGAACCUGAGGCGGGCGUGAUCACACACACGGCAGCAUCCCGACUUCUGCUCGAGGAUGAAUCGCUCCAGUCUUGGGUCGCCUUCAACACCAAGGACGUGUACCCGGCAUCGGCGCACGUGAUCGACGCCUUGAAGAAGUACCCCGAGGCCACGGGCCUCAUGCAGACGGGCUUCAACUUCGCGUUCAACACGGUUGACUCAGAACCGAUGUUCGUAACGAUCGGUAAGGAUCCGAAGAGAGCCAAGCGUAUGGGGCAGGCCAUGACGAGCCUUACCGGUGGAGAAGGGUACGAGCUAUCGUACAUCACGCAAGGCUGCGAUCUAGCCUCCGUAGACGCGCGAGGCGGCACUCUGGUCGACCUAGGCGGCAGCCACGGGUUCGUGUCGCUGUACCUGGCGAAACAGUUCCGCAACAUGAAGUUCGUGGUGCAAGACCUGGCCAACACGAUUGACAGCGCUCCGAAGCCUGUCUGCGCCGACGCUAAGAUCGCUAAGCGCAUCCGCUUCCAGGUGCACGACUUCUUUAAGGAGCAGCCCGUGCGCGGCGCUGAUGUCUACUACUUCCGUUGGAUCAUGCAUAAUCACUCGACUCCCUACGCUGUUCAGAUCAUUCGUAACCUCAUCCCGGCUCUGAAGCCCGGUGCGCGUAUUAUCGUGAACGAUUUGUGUCUCAGCGAGCCCGGCGUCGAGACUCCGUGGGACGAGCGCCUUAUGAGGAGCAUGGACCUCGUGAUGAUGACGCUGCUGAACGCGCAGGAGCGCGGAGAGGAGGAUUUUCGUCAGUUGUUCAAGCUGGCUGGAGAUGGCUUCGUUUUCAAGGUGAGUUAUUUUAUUCCUAGCACUAACCAUCCAUAUGUUUAGAAGGGGAGGGGGGAGGGUGUUGGUAUGAGAUGAGAUGAAAGAAGAGUAUAGAUGCUGACUACCUAUUCAUCACAGGGUGUUACCAGACCUAAGAACAGCCGCAUGAGCCUUAUUGAGGCCGUGUGGAUGCCCGACGAACCCGACCGAGCUUCCACGGCGGAAAGCGACCCUCCCCUACAGCCUGCCCUCAUCUAGAGGCGGCAAACGCGCAC
Annulohypoxylon maeteangense is the source of this 2039-nucleotide messenger RNA. RefSeq names its product S-adenosyl-L-methionine-dependent methyltransferase. The coding region runs from base 331 to 1827 and encodes 498 amino acids. The record is from RefSeq and is a predicted model, not a curated record. Lineage: Eukaryota; Fungi; Ascomycota; Sordariomycetes; Xylariales; Hypoxylaceae. The transcript has 3 exons. Gene Ontology annotation, molecular function: O-methyltransferase activity.